AUCGUUGACGAAAAAAACAAUGGUUAGUCCAACGGCAAAGUUAAUCGGGUUGAGAAGUCAUCACGAGCAAAUUCUUUACAAUGCUAUAAUUGUCACUGAGAUGGGUAUGGAUCUACGGGAUCGUGCCCAGGCUGGCGAGAAGUAUGUUUGCUACCUGAGAAGUUUAGCAGUGCGAGCAUCCAGGGCGAUCUCUAGCAUGCACAAUUCUGCAAAAACAUUUAUAAUGCUUAGUCAACGUUUUGUAAAGAAUGCCAUUCGUCACUUGAACUCGGUGCAGCCUAACGAUCAGAGCAUUCAAAGUCUUCGUCAGGAAUAUGAGAGACUCCUCGUUGUCCUGGAGAAGGAGUUGCUCGAUAUAGACGAUCUUGAGAACGUUGACGUUUCUCUGAAUAACGACCUGAACACUGUCAACCUUACUGCUAUUAACGAACGUUUACGUAACCUCGAAACAAGACAGAAAUUCACUGAACAGAAUUUCUCGUUACCACACUCCAGCAGUGCUCGCAGUUUCAAAUCGGAAGUUGAUGAGAAAUAUCCAGAGAAUUGGUCCAGAGAUUCUCUAAUUGAUCUCAGUAGUGUUGUUAACUUGCCACCGGUACCAGAAGAUAUAUUUACCAGUUUCUCAAAACCAGUCCGAAGCUCAAGUUUAUCUUCACUGAAGAGUAUUCGCAAGGUUAAGCUCUACUUGCAAAGAGCUGCCAACUCAGAGGACGAGGAGAGUGAGUAUGAUGAACAUGAGCUGUCCAUGUCUGAUGAACUGACGAGCAGCUCCGAAGGCGGGGAGACAAGAUCUGUAGCUAUGUCGGUUAAGAAAGGUGGAGGCUUGUGUAAUAUCAAGGAAGAGUCACUGCAGGAUCCAUAAUUAUAGAUUAUUCUAUAUAAUUGAGGAAUACAUCGAUA
This is a messenger RNA of Cephus cinctus (wheat stem sawfly), 900 nucleotides long. RefSeq lists its product as uncharacterized. NCBI's taxonomy places the organism in Eukaryota, Metazoa, Arthropoda, Insecta, Hymenoptera, Cephidae. Bases 20 to 862 code for a protein of 280 amino acids. The record is from RefSeq and is a predicted model, not a curated record. The transcript is spliced from 3 exons.